UACCGCAAAGCCAUUGCAUUCAUGCUGCAAAUGGUCAAAAAUAUGAAAUCAAGUGGAGAUAAAACAAAAAAUGAAACUCAUAUUUACAAGAGCAAACAGUGAAUGUAAUAAAAACUGUUAUUUUAUGGGUGUCUAAUGUUGUCGAGCGGCCAAGUGAAGAAAGAGAAGAUAAAUGCAUGGAAAUACUUGAAACAAGCCAUAAUGAAAUAAGACCAAAAUAAAUAUAAAAUAUUUUGCUAUUGCUGUUGUACUUCUUACGCUAGCGCGAUGGAAACCAGAUGCUACCUUUGGUACGAAGAGAAAUAAAAAAAUACGCAAGGGGCAAUUGACAAACGGAAGUACUUGUGUGUGCCAAAAUUAUGCGGAAAAAAACGCCAAUGUCGAAAUAAAUAAGCAAGUGGAAAUAUACUGUAGAAUAUGCGAAGCGGAAAAAAGUAGGUACUAAAAAAAUAGCGCUGAGUUGGUGAGGGAGCGAGAAAAGAAAAUAAAUGGAGGCUAUUAUUCUUAAAAAAACCACGAGAAAACAAAGUGUAUUGAAAGAGGCAAAUAAACAGUGAAAAUAAUUAAAAAUAUAGUAAAAAUAUAUAAAAUACAAACACUGAGAAGUAAACGAAAAUGAAUAAAAUUAAAUUAAAUUGGUAACAAAAUAAAAUUUGUGAAGUGCAGUAACCAACUAAAAUAUUGUGCAGCGUAAGCUUCUUAUUAAUUCAUAAAUAUCACUAAAGAGUAACUGAAGCGGUCAUUACAACUGUAGGUGUGGCAUUCGUCCCUAUUAAAAAGUACAAAUACAAAAGGGGAAUUUCUUCAAGAUCAGCGAAAUUAAAGUAAGUCCCCAACUUGCAUUACAUUGAGCUAAUUUUAAAAGUGCAUAACGAUCGAGCCCAGGAAGAGUAAUCCCAGCUCUAAGAACAAGAAAAGAGCCGUAUAAAAAGAAAGGGGAUCAGCAGAAAGGCGCACCCAAGCGGCAUGUUCACUUGCACACGAACACGUCAAAAACGCAUGAUCGACGAGUCAAUUGAAAGCGCGCGCGACACCUUAACAGCGUCGCGACGAAAACGGACAACUAUUCAAUUAAUCAAUUCAUAAAUUAAUAGCAAAGCAAAAGAAAUAAAAAAAUAAAAAGUAACUACAAUUCAAUAAAGUACAACAAAAACGCCACCAGCAGGCAAUUAAAGAUAUCGCAGAUACAGCAGAACAAAGUGCUACGAAGAGGAAGCAGACGCCGCCGAACGAUAAACGAAUACAGCAUCAAAAAAAAAAAAAACAAUAAUAAUAAUACAACAAAAAAGAAAGAAAAAAAGUUGCGACGAGCGCAUAGUGUAGAUGUCUCGCGAGCUGCGAGUUACACUAACACAAAUUGACCAACGCGACGGCAGCAGCACAGCGUGACUUGCGACUUUACAAGACUACCACGCCACCUCUUACACUCCCACCGCGUACACAUACUAACUGAUACUGCUGCUGCGGCCAAGCAUAAAAAAUCAGUGCGUCGACGACUCAUCCCACUUACCGUGGGAAUUUUUCACGACAGCGUUGGACUUCGUAGCCGGCCAUUCAACACUGUGAAGUGUAGUGAUGAGAAAUGCUAUGCGCUAGUCAACUCGCGCUGCAUUGGGUGAAUUUGUGUUUGUGAAAAGAGUGCUUAUUGAAGUGAUUUUUAAGCGCGCUCAAUAUGCUCAGCGCGCUCUGCGAAUAAAAAUUUCCGAACAAAUCACGCUAGCGCACUGGAAAAAGAGCGGGAGAGAAAGGGAGCGCGCACACUUUGCUGCCAAUUAAUGAACAACGCAUAAUUAGUAGAGUGGAGCGCGAAUGCGAUCGCAGCUGCAACUACAGCCAUAGCCACCCACCAUUGGGGCGCUCAGCUGUUUAUUGUCCAAUACUGUGGCGCUCGCGCGUACAACGAUAACGCGAUCUCGCGUCACUCGCCAGCCCGAUCGCACCACACCACACUUGGGAUAUAUAUUAUAUGGGAAGCGCGCUGCGAACGCUCUACAGUUUUGCUUGAAACGUUUGGGAGUGCAGAUCGUUGAAGUUGAAAUUUGUAGAAAAUUUAUGAAAACGCACGGUCAAACGCGCGAUAUACGGUUUCGCAGAUAUUAAGCAAAUUUAAAAAAUCAAUAAAGAAAGAAACAACAGAUGAAAUGAAAAAUUUUAUGAGAAAACUGGAUGAAUGCUAAGUAUAAUACGUACAGCGUGAUAAUGUUUUAGCAGUGUCCGUUUUGAAGAAAUAUUACAAAUUAUGAGAAAAAACAAUAAUGUACUAAAAUAUUUUUAAGUGUCGCGAAAUAGCAGCACAAGUUAAAAAAUAUCAGCAAAAGGUAUAUGCAGCAAAAGCAGUGGCUUAAAAAAUUUAUUAAGCAAAAGCCAACGCACAACCAACUGGAAUUGUGAAACAAUUAAUUUAGCUUGCGAAACAAAAAGUGAUAAAAUUAAAAAAAAAAAAUACAAAAACCAAAAAUUUCGUGGCGUGUGUUGAGUUGAAAUAUCCGUACCGCGCAAGAAAACACUGAACAGCAGACGUUCAAAAACAACAAUAACAAUAAACGCGUUUGCGAGUUGUGCAUAAAUUUGAAAACAAGAAAUCGAAAAGCUAAAUAAACAAUUAGUAACAAAUAAACGAAAUCCCCUUAAGGCGGCAAAAAGCAGAAGAGGUUUAAGUGAUUGGUUAUUAAGAGAAGUGAGCAGUAACAAAGUGAAAAAAAAAAUUGUAUUUAACCGAAUACUCAACCAAAGAAGAAGCGAGCUUUAGACAAUUAUUCAUUCACACACAAGAACUUUAGAUAAACGUUCAUUCUGUGUGCAAGUGCUUCAAGAACUAAAAAAAACAUAUAAAAAAAUUUACCAAUACAAAUAUUUAUCAUAUGGAAACCAAUAAAAAGUAUCUCUAGUGGCUUUAAGUGCUGAAAAAAGUGUAAAGUUAAAAUUGAAACAAGAAACUGAAAAAAAAAUCUGAGUGGAACACUAAAAACAGCAGUGAGGCACAAAAGCAAAGAACAACUUUGAUACUUGGCCAAAAAGUGGCAGUGACUAAGCGAAAAGCGGUAAAGCAGCGAAAACUUUCCGCAAUAAAAAAGCAAAGAAAGUGAAAGAAAGCAAACGUCCGCGCCCCAUGCACGCCAGUUAGCCUUCAAAUAAGGCAAUUUCAAGGGAGCGCCGAAGCGUGAAAAUUCGCAAAGUAAAAAAAAGUCACUCAAACACAUAAAGAGUAGCAAACCGUUUAACUGAAUGGAGUGAACAUUUACCUCCAUCUAGAAACUAAAAAAGAUUAUUCCGCGCAUUUGCAUGUCUAACGUAAUGUUUGCUGUGACCACACCUCUUCUCCUACAAUAUAACACACAAACGCUGACUAAAUACUGAGCAGCAAAAGAAGAAAAAAAUACCCGAAAAAAGUAGAAAAAUAGUCGAAUAAGUGUUACUAAGCACAAAGCCCUUUCACAAACAAACGCGCGCGUGCGUUCACUUUGUUGUUGUGUUUUGUUUUCGAAUUUGCUUUUGCACCAAUGCCGCGCAAUCUACUUCCGCACAUAACGAUUACAUCAUUGAAGCAUCAGCAUCAGCGACAGCAAAAACAAAAGCAAAAUCAACAAAAGCAAAAACAACAAAAUCAAGUAACAAGUUUCGCGUACACAUUACACUUUGUAAGUAGCUGAGUACUAUUGCAACAACAACACCAACAACAAAUAACAACAUUAACAUCAACGUGUAUGUUAAUUUCUCACACCCGCCACUGCAUCGAAUAAUGGCCAUAGAUUUUCUCAUACUCGCCCUACUGCUAUUCUCGUUUGUCAUCAAUUUGCUGGCUUUGGGCGCUUUCUGGGUAACACCAGGUUUGCGCACCACCGCCAAUCGUUUCACCAUCAACUUGCUUAUUAUCAAUCUAAUCGGUUGCCUCAUACUCGCCCCAACGCUAUUCCUUAGCCAAGCAUCGCAUAGCGCACGCGAAGAAGAAGAUGUCGCUAACUCAUCAUCAGCAGCAACAUUAUCCGCUAGCCUCUCACUCGCCGCUUCGGCCAGCGACGACCGCAUCGAGAUACUCGCCAAGCCCGGUAAUCGUCAGAUGACGAUCAAACACAAUGGCAAGCUGGUCGAACAGGAGGGCGUAAUUGUGCGUCGCAAUUUGACGAGUUUGCGCGAUGGCGAACAGGAUCCACGCACAAUUGAGACGAUCUACAAGUGCAACUCCACGUACUGCCAAGAGCUGACGAUUGAUGAAGGCACCGAUACGAUUGUGAUCACCGAGAUUGAGGAGGAGAAUCAUGCUGCCGAGGUGGCUAGCUCAACGCAUGCCGAUGUGGUCGCUUCACUAAUGCCACGGCCACAUAUACGUUGCUGGUCCAUUGAUAUGGCCGCCGCUUUAGGCGCGCUUGGCGUGCUGCUCGUUGUGGGUGACACUUGGUGCGCUGUCACCGAUCCCCUGCGCUAUCAUACGCGCAUCUCCAGCCUAAAGACAUGGAUCUUUAUCGCGCUCACCUGGGUGGUUGGCAUACUAUUUGGCGCAUUAUCCGCAUUUCGGGAAAUCGAUUUCACCUCUACAACGGUGUUGCACGAGCAAAGGGGCUUUGUCGAGCUGAACAUGUCCUCAGCGAAUAACAUAUUCGGCAUGAGUUUCGCUUGCGUCUACUUCGUCAUUAUCAUAUUGUUGCCGUUUGGCUUCGUUUGUGGCAUGUACUGGCGCAUAUUUAGUGAGGCGCGUGAGAAUGGCUUGCGUAUGCGUCAGAAUGGUUCUUCGCCAUUGUUGCAGAGUGCACUCAACCUGACACACCACCAGCAGAGCUCAUCGCUGCAGUAUGCGAAUAUGUGCGCGCACCGAAAUUCCGUGUCAUCAGCCUCGUCUAAUGGUGGGGGCAGCGCUUGCGAGCGGGGUGGCUUACAAAUGCAGAUCGAUCAACGCAAAAGCUCCCCUGUUGGCACGAGACGUGACUCCGCCGCUAAAGUACUUCUGCCUACGAUCUCCGAUGAUGGUCUAUCCGACGAAGCCGCUCAGCUGGACUCGGGUGAUUACAACGCCGAACCACUGGUGCCCCUCACGCAGCAACCCAACUAUGCCGACCGCAAUCAGAAUAUCCUGCUGACGCUGCAAGCUGCGAGUGGCGAGAUUAAGCGCAACUAUUCUGCGCGUCAGCUGCCAUUGCUUGGUACAUCGUCACAGGAUCUGCAGGAAUCAAGUGGUCUGCAAGGUGUGCGGCAGGUGCACUCUUCACCCAAUUUGCAUAAGUACACACAAGACGCGUUGGAGACGAAUUGCUCACCACAUCUGCUGGGCCACCAGCAGCUGCAUCCACAAAACGUGCCCACCGUACGCCAUCAACAGUUUGCGCCACAAAGCGCAAAUCGUCAUCACUCGCAUGUACUGCAAAUUCCUUGCCUGUCACAUAGCUCACCCAAAGCACUUAGCUACAUGUCAACGUUGCGCCAUCGCCUGUCCAACGCAUCAUCACUCUUCAAGUAUCGCGAGGAGUCGCGUACUGUGCGCAUCAGCAUACUUGUGGUCAUCAUGUUCCUGGUCUCUUACCUGCCAUAUGGUUUCCUAGUGCUUUUACAGAGCCGCCUACCCAGUGCCAACUUUGAACAUUCCACGCAACUUGCCAUUUUCAUGCUGCUACUAGGCAAUCUCACCUCACCCUUCAUAUUUGCCUAUCGCAACAAGCGUGUACGACGUGGCGUGAAACGUCUUUUCGGCUUGGAAUCCCGCACACGCGAACGUUCACUGCAACGGCAGAGCAGCUCUAGCGGACGCGGCAGUGGCUUCUUAAAUCGUCAUUGCGCAGGCACGCGUAACGGCGCCAAUAUGCGUCGCAACAUAAGCAAAGUAUCGACAUGUUCGCUCAACUCCUGCAAAUUCCUAACACCGCAAAGUUCGCUUAACAGCACGGCAGGACCACCAUCGGGGACGCCAAAUAGGCAUAGCAGUCCGGCGCGCAUACACGGACUGCGACCGAACAGCAGCUGCAGCACAAUCAUCAACUUUGGCGCGCCGCACACAACAAUAACAACGCAAGCCACAGAAGCUACCCAAAUGACUGCAUCGCCAGCUGCGACUAAAAGCUGCAAUAGCCCAACACCGCUUAAAACAACACUUGUCACCAAUGGCAAUUCGCCGAAUGGCACAGCGCGCAUUACAGAGGCGCUGCCAGCGACGAACGGCAAAUUUGCAGCCAAGCGUAGUCUCUUCAAGAUCUUCUUUCAGAGUUCGCGGAACUUAGGCUGUGCAGCAGCGCAGUCCUGCGCGCAAGGCAAAGAGACUGAAGUGGAGCCAGCAGACGUGUGAGGCGCACAAACUAGCCACAAGUGGCAUAGAAAAAGACAUAGAUCGCAGCGUCGCAGACAGCCAGUCAGCCAGCCGCCAGCUAGCUACUAUGCGCCAGCAUAGCCGGUGUUGAGGCACAAAGCAGUCUUGAAAGACAGCGUGCAGUCCAUACGCGGCCGGCAGCUGACAAAGCAGUAAUUCGAAUGCUACAAGCAGCCCCCACAUGGACACUCCAAUAGUCAUUGUCAUCGUUAUCGUCAGUUUGCAGCUCGAGCAGUUUUGGAAGUGGUAAGCGCGUUUUAGAGAACCAAGCAAACCAAGUAAACCAGAAACCAGUCAGUAUUCAGUAUUCGCUUUUUAUGUGCUAAGUAAUAAAACUUAAGAGCGCUAGCAGUAAUUAGAGAUAUAGAUCUGUUAAGUAUCCAACCACAAUCAGUUUGUUAGUGGGCGUUUAAGCUGUUUGCUGAAUUUGUAGCGUUUAUUCUUGCGUUAAGUGCUUAAGCAAGACAAAAAGUGCUUAAGCUUAGUAGAAGCAAAAAGUAAAGGGAGUUGUAAGAAAAAAUUAAUGUUUUGCAAAUAAGAAAGUCGGCUAACGCGGAUUAAACAAUUCAAAUGGAAAGAAAUAAUAGAACGUGGUUAUCAAAUAUGUAUCUAAUUCCAUGUUUGGCGGAGUAUUUACAUAAAAAGUAAUAAGCAUACGAAAAGUACACUUGUACCUAUGCAUAUGCAUGUUUGUGUGUGUGUGUCGUGUAGUUUUGCAAAUUGAAAGUACCUCAAGUUGAUGUGAUGAAACCUGAAAUGCUAAAAAUGAAAUGUAUGUAUGUAGAAGAAAGGCACAGGUAUCGACUUACUUGAAUUAUUUUUUUAUUUUUUAUUUGUACAAGUGAAAGUGACUUAAAGAUAUGUUGAAAGAAAUUAGCAAAAAUAUUGUAUAUAAAAUUAUAUUAUGAGCUAAAAGCUUGCAAAAUAUAUAUGAAAUAGAGAUUUAAUUGAACAUUAACAGUAUCAAGUGCGUAGGUCAUUUCAAAUGAUAAAACAAGUUAAAUAAAAGAAUUAAUUAAUUUAUGCUGGCUAAACAUAAUUGAAAAAAAUUAAAUAUUUGGGUAAGCUAUUAAAUAGUUCAAAUCUGAAAGCUUGAGUCGAAAAAAAAAUAUUUGCCAAUAUUUGUAAAUGCACAUCAAAAAUAUUUACACACAUAUCUGUGAACUUUUGGCGUAGCAGCUUGUCUGACUUUAGAUUAUAAAAUCAAAAUUAAAUGAAAAUUGAAAUUGAAUUUAAAAAUUUUGGAAGUAAUUUAUUCCAUGCACUCCGGUAUCUCUAAAUUUUAAAGUUUUCAUAAAAAUUUUAUUCAAAUUAUGCAUAAGUACGAGUAAUUGCUAUGAAUGGGUAAUAGUUUCAAUGUUGCACAAUAACUCUGUGCUUUAGUGAUUAAUAGCUAGAAAGUGCCAAGUCGACGGAGUCCUUACAAAAGUUCACAGAUUUUUACACAUAACAGGUGGCGCAAAAUUAAGCACCCAAUUUGCAUUUUCAAUAACUUUUUUCAUAAAUAAAGAUUAAAGUUUUAAGGCAACCUAAAUCUUCCGAUAGGAUGAUUAAUUUUGCGCCACCUUGUACAUUCAAGUAUACGUACCACACUUACGUAGUGAAUACGUAUGCAUCUAGGCGUGUAUGUGUAUAUACAGAGCAAACACCAGUAGUUUCGUGUACAUCAUUGCAUAAUAUCAAUAAUAAAGUGGUUCACGCUCGAAUUGAAAUCGAUUAAUUACUAUAGCUAAUCGUUGUAAUGUAAACUCAACAGAACUUUCCAUUUAUUGCAACACGUAAAAGCUGUAAUUAACUUAUAACAUUCUAAUAAUGUGACUCAUAAAUAUUUAUUGUGUAUAUAUAUAUGUAUAUAUAUAUGUAUGUAUAGUUUAAGAAGAAACAGCACUCACACACACACACACACACGAAAACACAUAAAGAAACUAUCAUAAAAAUAAUUACAAAUUACCAAAGUAACUAGCAGUGCAGAAAAUGGCAGCAUUAAAUUGAAAUUUUUGUAGCGAAUAAAGAAAUAAAAAAGUGCAAAAAAAGUAAUUAAAUUCAAAUUCAAUUAUUUACAAAUCGAAAUCGAAAACGAAAUCACAAAUUGCUUUGCUAUUGAAACGGCAAGCGGGAAAUUCAUAAAAUCAAAUCUAUGAAACUAUAAAAAUUUUACGAAGCGCACGCGCUUGUAUUGUGCAGCGAGUGUAAUAAUUUUCACACACUUUGUUAACUCUUCCAUUAUGAAUAAAAGUGAAUGCGCUUAGUCUUCUAGAAACUUUGUAUUCGUGUAUACAUUUCUUUGCCACACAAUUUUUCCUACUUUUUCCAAACAAAUCGCAGACAAUUUAAAAAUGAAUGGCACUGUUUUUUGCUACACUUUAUAAUUCUGCGUUUUUUUCUACUUCUUGCUUACUUAUGUACAUUCAUAUGUACAUUUAACAUUCACCUGACGUAUUAUAUUGCAUCUGCAAUACUUAGUAGUUUAAAUACAUAUUCAUGUACAGUGGGUUAUAGGCAAUGCUAAGUAGUUGACCAUUUGACAGUUCAUAUGUGUGCAUAUGUAUGUACAGUGGGCUGGCUUCGACAGAAAUCCUGUUGCAGUGAAAAGUGAAAGGAAUUAUAAGGAAAAUAUUUGCGUAAAAUUAAAAAAGAGGAUGAAAAAAUUUUUUUUUUAAUUAUAUAAAUUUUUUGUUUUUUACUUUUCUGAUAUUCUUUUCUUAUAUGUAAAUAAAAGCAAAGUGUACUAGCUGCCUUACGUAUGACAUACAUAAAUGAUUUUUUUUAAUUGCGUUUUUAAAGGUGAAUAUUAUAAACCUUUUUUUAAUAUUAAACAUUUUGAAAUUAUUCCCCUUUACAAAAUUUCUUUUUACAACUUAAAUUUUUGUUUACUUAUUAAAUGUUUUAUAAUAUUUAUACCCUCAACCUAUGCACAUACGUUCAAAGCAGCUUCGGUACAAAAACAACUUACAAUUGUUUUUGUUAAAAUUGUUAAUAAUUAAAAAAUUAAUUUUUUUAUUAUUAAAUUGUUUUCCCAUCAAAAUAAUUUGCUUGAAACAGCUGCUUUACAACAACAAUUCAAAGUAUUAGCAAAUUUGCAAGAAUAACUUGUAGAAAAGCAGAAUUUUCAGUAAAAGUUUUUUAAAGCGAAAAAACAGAAAAAGUAAUUAAAAUAUUCAUCCUUUUUUAUCAAACAAUUUUUUCUACCAAUUUAAAUUUUCCUACACAUUUUUUUAUAUUUUUUUCCGUUUCUUAUUAUAUAUAUUAACUAUUAUUUUUUAUAACUUCUUUUAUAUUGAACUUUUAACUUUUUUCAUCUCUGGUCUAUGUAUAUAUUUUGCUAUUUAUUAUUAUUAUUAUUAUUAUUAUUAUUAUUAUUUACAGGGGAUAUAUUCAAUAUAACCCAAACUAAAUUAUCACACUGUCUACUAGGGCCUUCGGUGAUUUUGUGCUAUUUAAAAUGCAUUAUUUCAUACAAAUAAAAAAUGUUUGAUAAUUUUUUUUGUUUUAAUUAAUUUUCUGAUUUUUUUUUAUUUUUAUAAGUCUUUUUUAAUAAAAUUAUAAGAAAGACAUUUUUUGCAUAAAAUCAACUUUUUGGCUUUUUGUCUUUUUUUAUUUCGCCCUAGUUCUUUUCUCUUUAAUUUUCUUUCUUUUCGCUAUAAUUUUGAUUUCUUAUAAACUUUUUUUUUAUACAAAAUUAUUUAAAAUUGACUUUUUGAAUGAAAUUAGUUUUUUUUGACUUUUUGUCGUAAUGUUUGAUUUCAUCCUAUUUUUUUUUUUUAUUUAACUCAAAAAAUAAUAAAAAACUUUAAGAAAUAGUAGAAAGUAUGAAAAAAAUAUAUAAAAACUUAUACUAAAUACAAAAAAAAAAAUAAAAGUGUAAAUUAAUACAGGAACAUUUCCUUACUAUAUAAAUCCGUAUAACAAAAAAUUUCUCAAAUAACACACAAAAAUAUAAAAGCAUCCAAUGAGAAAACAAAAAAUCAAACAACUUUAACUAACCAGUAUUAAUAACAGUACAAAAUAAUGACACGCCUACAGAAUUUUUAAUAAAAGGAUAACAACAUUUUGGCGCUUCUUACAACUUAAUGCAUAGACUAGUAGUAUUACUUUAUUUUUUCCAUUCAACAUAUUUGCAGUCAAUUUUUAUGCAACAGGCGCCCACUGUAACUGCACAUGUAUAUGUAAACGUACCGUAAUUAAAAUACUUUCAUGUAUACGCAAAAUUUCCCCAAGCUUGCGAUUUGAUUUUCACAUUGAAAGUCUAGCCAAGGCACUGGGGCCCAAAAACACGAUUUUAUACUACAAUACAAAAGUCUCUUUUUUUACUUUAUUUAAAAAUAUACAUAUGUAGGUAUGUAUAUGUGAAAUAAAUAUGUAAUUUUGUUCAAUUUUGUUUUGUAUUAUGUGUUUUUUUUUUUUUGUAUUAUGCUCGGAGAAGUUUUUGUAAAAACUUGCCGUCUGUAGCAAUUCUAAAGUAAAAAAAAAGAGAAAUUUCUGUAAAAAAUGUAUUAUAUUAAAAAAAGAAAAAAAUACCAAAAAUCCGCUAUGAAAGUAUAUGUAGAUUUGUAUGCUCUUGAAGGCAAGUGUUAAUUAGGAUGAAUUUGAAAUAGUCAAUUAUUGUUGUCAAUAUAUAAUUGCAUAGGAAUUAGAAAAGGUUUAGUAAUAUUUGCGUGCAGAAAGCAAAAUACCUCAUUAGCUUUAAUUCUAAAGAAGAAGAAAAAAAAACCAAAGCCAUAACUACAACAAUAAAACAAAACAAAGUAGCGAAUACACAUGCGUCCAAUUGAAAAACUGUCUGCUUGUAAUGAACUAAAAAGAAGCAAAAGGCAUAAAUUAUAGUAAAUACACAUUUGAAUAGCAUUAGAUGUUUAUCGAUUUGCGAAAUCAGCGCAAGGUCUAUUUGCAGUAAAACACACACGAGCACACAAUUUGAGCAUGAAAUUCAAUAAAUAAUAGAUUCAAAUCAUGGUAAUAUAUAGGCAGACAUUUGCGGCAUUACUUGAAAAUCUACUUUUUUUAAGAGUUGAAAGAUAAUUGAAUUGUUGCUGAAUUACCGCUGAAUAACCGCCGAAAUUAUUUAAAUAGCCAAAUAUCAGUUUAAUAUACCUGAAAAAUAAUGAUUUAUGAAAACUUCAAAUAUUUGCUGAAUUAUUGCUGAAUGGGUGACUGCAAAAAGGAAAUGAAAUACUUCUAUUGAAAAAAGCUGCACUUAAUUUUGAAGUUUGCAGCAUUUUUUCGAGUUUUUCUUUAACAAAGUGCUGAAGAAAAGUGAAGUUUCUAGCUGAAUACGCGCUGAAUUGAUAUCAGUGUGCUUGAAUUGCACCAAAAGAAAAAUAAAUAUUUGCUGAAUUAAAGCUGAAUGCGUGCAUGUGAGGCACUAAGUUAAUUUGUUUAUGACAACAAAACAAGAGGCUUAAAAAUGCAGCGGCACCUUGCUGAAUUCAUUUAGACGGCACCCAAAUGCGCUGACAUGCAUUUAAUAACAAUUUGAAAUUCGCAUAUUUAGCAAACCAAAAAGCAAACUCCGAAUUCAAACACUUAAAAUAUCGAUUUUUGCGAAAAACCACUUUGAUUGAAGUAUUAAAAAAGAAAAUCAGAAACGCUGAAUCCAUUUUAAUAGCGCUGAAUUAAUUUUAAUUGCGCUGAAUUAAUUUCAAUUGCGCUAAAUAACACCAAUUACCAUUACACGCUAGUUUAAGCUCGAAAAAUAUGCGCUGAAUUUAACUUAAGAGCGCUGAAUAAUGUUAGACACCACUUUUAUAGAUGCUCUAAAACGAUUGCUUUUUAUUUUUUUAUGCUGUGAAAAGAAACGUGCGCUGAAUUAUAGCAAACUACGUGUUAUAACACCAAAAAUCGUUACUUACUUCAACAGCUCAAAAAAAAAACCAAAUCUAACUUACAAAGUAGCUCUGAAUAAUAUUAUAUUAUGCUGAAUAAUACCAAAUAUUGCUUUUUACUUGGCAAACAAACAGAAUUUCAAUCAAACAUCUAAGUUGAAAAACGAAAAAAAAAACACAAUCAUGAAAAAAUCAACAUAAAAUUACUAAGCACGCCAUACUUUCAAACCCCAUAUAGCUUUACUAAUGUAAUUAAUUAUAAUUAUAAAUUAAGUUCCCCCAAAAAUAACAAAAAAAUUCUAUUUCUCACAACAUACACAUUUUUAUAUUUUGAAAGUAAUUUUUCAAUACAAUUUGCGCCGUUAAAUUGCUACCAAGCAAAUUUAUUUGUACUGUGUACUUUUUUGUGUAAUUUUUAUAUUGUAAAUACAUACACAUACAUACACAUAAAAUAUAGUAUGUAUGUUUUUAUCGAACUCGAAUGUUCACUGCAAAAUAGAUUUAUAAAUAAAAAAUGUUUUUCUUUUUUUUUUCAAUGUUAUAAUACCCAGGUAUUGUAGUGCAAAGGAGUGGAACCGAAAUACAAAAAUGAAAUGUCAAAUGAAAAGCCAAAUGUGAUGUUGCAACAAUUGUUUUAUUUUUUUAACAAAAACUACCAACUAAUUAUUUAUAACUAGCAUUAAAGAAUUUUUAAAAACUUAUCUAAUAGAUAAUGACAAAAACAAAACUAUGUCUAUGACUGUCUGUUAAAACUUAAUUUUAAGCUAUAAAAUAUUUGUAAAAGAUUGAUGAUAACUGAAAGCUUUUUUAUUAAUUAUUUAUUUUUCCAAUCAAAUGUGAAAACAAACCAGAGAAAAUAUCUAAUUAAGUGAUAUCUGAUAUGUGACAAAACAAUAUGUUUAAGCAUAAAAAACAUUAAAACAAAUAACUAUUUAUUCUAAUAUAAAAUAAAAAAUAAAAAUAGAAAAUUAAAAAAAAAACUAAAACGAAAACUAAACUUAAAAAGAAAAGAAAACUUAAACAAAAUAAAACAAAUUGAUAUUUGAUGUGUCUUAAAGUACUGUGUUUUUUUCUUUGCAUUUCGUAUGGGAUAUGAGAGGCAUUUCGCUGUUAAAAUUCAGGAUAAGUAUUGGGAAGGCGUUCAGUGUUCAAAAAAUAUUGAACGGAAAAUAUUAAAUAAUGGAGUCGGGUGGGCUUGUGUGUAAUCACCAAACGUUUAAGCCCGCGUCGACGCCCGCUGUGGAGAUGAAACAUCAUGAAAAGCUGCGCGAAAUAACCAUUUGGCGUUCGGAAGUGGUAAUAAACUGUAAGUUGCUCCAUUUGUAGCACAGCACCGAGUCGAACACACAUCACAAAUUGGAGAAGAAGCUCGGUCAAAACAAUUAAGUAAAAAUGUAGACACCAGUUACAUACAUACGCGAAUUUGGCAUACAUGCGACUGCCACUGAAGUAUACAUACAUACAUACGCUAUUUAACGGAAGGAAAAGUGUGGUGAUGUCAGAUUUUUAACUAUUAGAGUCGCCCGUAGGAGUAUGCUUUAUUCAAUUUCAGUAGAAUUAUAUAAUGUAGCUACGCCUCCUUUUCGAUACCUACUACUUUUCGCCAUCACUAAUUUGUGUAACUGUAUCAAAUUUCGUUAUCCUAGCUUUUGUGGUUCGGAAGAAAAGCGAUGCGGAAAUUUCAAUUCAUAUGAGGGUUCCUCGCCUCUUUUUCCCCAUACCUACCGCUUUCCACCAUAAGUACAGUA
Molecule: messenger RNA, 13859 nt
Organism: Anastrepha ludens (Mexican fruit fly)
Lineage: Eukaryota; Metazoa; Arthropoda; Insecta; Diptera; Tephritidae
Exons: 1
Coding region: 3740-6268 (842 amino acids)
Biological process (GO): adenylate cyclase-activating adrenergic receptor signaling pathway
Cellular component (GO): membrane
Molecular function (GO): G protein-coupled receptor activity; dopamine neurotransmitter receptor activity, coupled via Gi/Go
Source: RefSeq, a predicted model, not a curated record